GGCACCAGUGUAACAAUCCCAGUCGUGGUGUAAGAUCAAGGUCACGGCCGAGUAAACCAAAGUUAGUCUCAAGGACGGAGCUGCUGGGCCUGCGUUCCUGGUAAACCAAUAGCCAGUGUCUACUUGGCUCUCUCACCACACACCCCUCUCCUCUGGGACCCAGCUAGGUUAGGGAUCCUAGAGGGCUGGCUCUAGGCUGUACCUUUGUAUCCAGGAGUUCUUCUCCCCUGUAUUUCUCUUCUUUCACUUUUCUCAUUCUGUUUAUACCCUCCCAACCCCUGGCCAUCUCAUCCUCUGAUCCUGCCUCCUGUUUACUCUCUCAUCUGUUUCACCUUCACCAGUCCCCAGGAUCUCUGAUAUUCUAAGCACGGUGAGGAGGGGUUCAGGGCCCCCAGAAGCUGAGGGGCCCCAGCCAGUCAUGCCCCAGCCAUGUCCGUCUCCAUCUCUCCUAAGCUCCCUGCCUGUCCUGUCCCCCAGGAUCUCUGACAUUCUAAACCCAGUGAGGAGGGGUUCAGGGCCCCUGGAAGCCGAGGGGCCACUACCGGCCGUCCCCCAGCCUUGUCCGUCUCCGACUUUCAUGAGUCCCCUGCCAUUCCCAUCCCCCAGGAUCUCUGACAUUCUAAGUCCAGUGAGGAGGGGUUCAGGGACACCGGACGCUGAGGGACCCCAGCCAGCUGUGCCCCAGUCCUGUCCAUCUCCAUCUCUCCUAAGCCCCCUGCCCACCUCGUGUAAGUAACUGUCUUUUAGGUGGUCCUCCCUGCUGCUUUGCUAUAUGGGCAAGCACUGGUUUUCAGAGGACAGCUAUGGCUUUUCCAUCUGUGAGACAACGGAGGGGGGUGACAGGGAAAACCAAAAAGGGGCUAGGUGCCCAAGAGGAAUGAUGCCAGCUAGGCUUUUGUCUCCACAUUGGUGCUCCUGAGGGCAUUGUGAAGAGGAUGGAAUGGGUCUUGAGAUCUUGGGUUUAUUCCAUUACUUACCAGGAGGGUAGAGAUGAAGGUAAUAGUAGUGGAAAGAAGAUGUUGUAUAUUUGCAAGUGUGUGUGAUCAUACAUCCAAGGUAUGGAAUUGGAGUUGGGGGGAGGCUGUAUAUACACAGAUGGCCAGGCCAGUAUCUGAGAGUGGGGAGAACCUCAGUCUCCUCCUGAAAAUCAUGGACAUGUCACAGGUUCACAAAGUGUAAAAAAUAGUUAUAGGAUCAGAGAUUCACAGAUUUGGAACUGGCGAGGCCCUUAGGUCUAACCCCUUGGAUUUUAUAGAUGAGGAACUAAAGGCCAGAGGGUUUGGGGGACUUAUCCACACAGGUAGUAACAGAGGCAGGAUUUGAACCUUGGCCCUCUGAUUCCAGAGCUGAGGUCUUUCCAGGGUAUCUCAAUGCCUCUUAUCAGAUCCAUGGGAGCAAGGUGGAGUUGAUGUGUUGGGGGAGGGGAGGUAGUAUGUUGGUUUAUAUAGGGAUUCAAUGGGGUGGAAAGUGAUCUCUAGUGACUCUGAGGUGGUAAGUGUGGCAACAGCAGGGCUGGGAGACCGAGAUUCGGGGAAGCCAGAAAAAGCUCUGGCAGAAGUGGAGGUGGAAACCCAGGUUGGGGUGGUUCAGGUCAAUCUUCAGGGUAAUGUAUUGUUGAUGUAGCAUAAUGGAGCUGGCAUUGUGCUAGAGCUCCCCUCCUCUCCAGUGGCCCAGAGCAGUCUGGGAAUUGAGCAUGGGUUGUUUCCUGGGCCACCUCUCAGCAUCAUGAGCCUGGUGCCUGCCUGCUUGCCCUGAGCCAUCCAGAGUGACAGUAUCACUUACAGGGAUGGAUGACAAGAUGGGGCACCAGCAGCCACGGGGAAAACACCAGGGAGACAAGCAGAACUGAGAUACUCUCCGAUAAGGAGAGCUCUCGGCAACAGGGGAAACUAAAGCACGGGGGACAGGGGACAGGAAUGGCAGGGCGGUCCUCAGGUAAGCUUCUACUCUGGAGGGGAUUUCAUAGACCAUUCUGCCAGAGAGGGCCGAGCCAGAGCUAGGCUUGGUCCUCCUGUUGCUCUUGCUGCUGCCAACGAGCCCUGAAAUACAAGGGCAUAGCCUCUCCUGGGGGCUUCCUAAAAUUAGAGAACGAGAGUCUCUUUGUGUGGCUUGGGGCAAGGAUUAGCUUGCCACAGUACUGAGAUCCAGAACUGACCUAGAACCUGGAGUCAGUUCCCUGGAAAAUGGGGCUCCCUGGUGCUUAACACAAUACCUGGCCCAUAUUAGGCACUUACUUAACAAUGAUUUAUUAACUGACUAACUGCCUGGUGCUUACCAGAAUCAGUCAGUCUAUAGAAGUUGGGGAAGAGAGAUGUAUUUACAAAAAGAGGAAAAGAAAAGGGCGGUAGGGAGGGAUAAACAGAACAGAAAAGGUCUGAGGAAAUAAAUCCUGGGAGGGAAAAUAGGAGGCAGAAAAUGCAUGGUGGGGUAAAGGGGGAAAUUUUGAAGAAUAGAACUGAGCAUUCACACUCGAUGCAGAAGGUAAUAA
Messenger RNA from Dromiciops gliroides (monito del monte), 2488 nucleotides. RefSeq names its product calcium/calmodulin-dependent protein kinase type II subunit beta-like. The record is from RefSeq and is a predicted model, not a curated record. The transcript is spliced from 3 exons. Lineage: Eukaryota; Metazoa; Chordata; Mammalia; Microbiotheria; Microbiotheriidae. Bases 419 to 736 code for a protein of 105 amino acids.